AUGGUUACACGUGUGUCUGAUUUACUUAUGCUUCCUGAUGAGGUCCUAUUAGAAAUAUAUAAAUAUUUAUUGAAUGCUCAUAUACUCUAUUCAUUCUAUGGAUUAAACAAACGUCUUAAUAAAUGUAUAAUAGGUUAUUGCUGUCAUGUUUCAUUAACUGAUAUCACAUGUAAUCAAUGUCAUUAUCUGUGUCGUUUAGUUUUACCAGAAAUAGGCCAUCAUAUACAUUCAUUAUUAAUAAGCAACUGUCGAUCUGUAUUACAGGGUAAAAUAUUUUCACAAUAUUUUUCACAUGAAAUCUCCAAAAUAUUUCCGAAUCUUCAAAAAUUGAUACUUAUUUGUUUUACUGCUGAUGAAUUAGAUAGAUUUCUUGAUACAUUAAAUAAUCUUAAUAAUCUUAAUCAAAUUGAGAUAUUUGAUCUUCUCACGGAUCAAUCAAAUCUACUGCAACAUGUUGUCGAAACAAAUAACAAACGUUUUACUUCAAUCAAAUUUAAAACAAGUUAUUCAGAUUUACCAACAUCAUUAUGUUCGAAUAUUCUUGAUCUAACUAUAUCAAUACGAAAACUUGAUAAAUUAUCUCAACUGCUUUCGUGUAUUCCCAAUAUUCGUAGAUUAAAUGUAACCGUUGAUGAAAUCACUACGAUGGACGCAUCGUUCGAUCAUCUGUCACCAUUAACAUUUCUCAAUGACUUUUUUCUUCGUUGCUAUGAUCAUUUUUGGUCAUUAGAAGCACUUCAAUCACUAUUUAGUAAAACACCAGUAAUUGAAUAUUUAUCAUUACAAUUAUCUUCACAAGAUGUCAGUUUUGUUAAUAGUGAACAAAAACUUAUUCACAUUUUACCACAAUCUAUACGACAAUUUAAUUUUGGACUUCGCUAUUUCUAUGAUGAACUUGAAGAAAUUGAUCAAAAUGCUUUAGUAGCAUCUGACUUUCUCAUGAUUUGUUUAAUUGAUGAAAAUAUACAGCAAGCAUUUUUACAUACAAUGCCAUAUCGAUUUCCUUUAUUGAAUAUCUCAGCUCCUAUGGCAAAACAAAUGUCUUCAUAUGAAAACUAUGAAAAUGUUGAAAUGUUUUAUGAUUAUCAUGGAAUGGAUUUAGCUGAAACAUUUCCCAUUGUUGCACGUUGCCGCCAAAUAAAAGAAAUUGCAAUUCAAUCAUAUGAAAAAAACGAUGAAAUCCUAUCAGUUUCACAACCACUUCUACCGCUUCCAAAUUUAUUCUAUUUAAAGCGUAUUUGGUUACUACAUUCAUCGAGAGAAUACAAUGCAUUAAAAGCAAUUCUUCAAAUUGCACCAAAUUUAUCUGAAUUAUUUAUUGCAUUUGACAAUCUAUUUCCAAUACUUGAUGAUAAAGAUACAUGUCAAAUUUUAGAAAACCGUAUUUUUCAUUUACUUAUACUUCGUUCAGCUCCAGCAGCACCGACUCAAUUAACUGAACAAUUUGUUCCUCAUUUGAGAACUAUAUUUACACGUCUUCGCCACUUACAGAUCGAUGUCACUAAUGGAAUACCGAUCGAAUCAAUUACAAUUUCAAUUCUAAAUGCAUUUAAGGAACAAUCACAAUUGAUAUCACUUGUUGUUGAAGGACAAUCAUCAAGUCAUGAAUUAAAAUCGAACGCUCGGCAAUGGUUAAUUAAUAAUACUCAUUUGACAAGCGAAAACAUAUUUGAUGCCGAGUUCAAAGAACAAACAAAUCGAUUUUUAUUGUGGAUGUAA
Messenger RNA from Rotaria socialis, 1719 nucleotides. Lineage: Eukaryota; Metazoa; Rotifera; Eurotatoria; Philodinida; Philodinidae. The record is from the annotation of a GenBank genome assembly.